This is a messenger RNA of Hymenoscyphus albidus, 1872 nucleotides long. Lineage: Eukaryota; Fungi; Ascomycota; Leotiomycetes; Helotiales; Helotiaceae. The record is from the annotation of a GenBank genome assembly.
AUGUCGACCCUCUCACGUCCUCAACCAGCUCUACGGACGCUGACCACGUCGCAUUGCAUUCCCGAAGAGCCUGCAUCCGCACAGCCAACAACUCCCUCCUCUCCGACUUCCAUGCCCCCAUCGCUCGGAUACUCGUCCACUUCCUCGCUUGAUGAACCCGAAGAGCCAGUCGCUCGCCGUCGACGCGCCUCCACCAAAUUGAUUUCCCAGAGUGCGAGAGAUAUUCAAAAAAUUAUCGGAGGGGCAACGACGACCAGCAUCACCGAAAAAUGUUGUGGUGGCGGAUGUUGUAUGGCCAUUACCAACACGGACAAAUUGACCUAUGAACGUGUCCCUCUACCCGAUAAUGACGCAUAUCGAGCCCUCAAGUUGGAGGUCGGCUUGAUUCCUACAAGAUUAUCUGGCGUUCCCCAAGUGACUCCAAAGAAUACCGUGGAAUUGUUAUCAACGAAACAUGCGACGUCCAUCCCAUCGCCCGCGGAUUCCGGAAUUGGGUUGGAAAAUGAAGCCGAGGCAAGAGAUGGUUCGGUCGAUUUUACCCCACAUGGCAUCGAGUCGCAUAAGAUUGACACCUCGAUCCACCCACCAAACUUUGUACAACCUCACCCUCCUUAUAACGUCUAUUCCGCGAAACUCUUUAGUGCACGCGAGCUCACGAAGCCGGGCGCCGAGAAGCGGACGUACCACGUAGAACUCGAUAUCACCGAUUAUCCAGUCGAAGAUGGAGGUGACUUUAAGGUUGGAGGGGCAAUUGGUGUCAUGGCUCCCAAUGAGGCCGGUAUGGUUGAGGAACUGAUGGAUUUACUAUGCAUUCCUCGACAUCUUCGUGAUCGGCCUGUUCUUCUCAAGACUGGUGGUGGCAGAUGGCCAACGGUCUGGGGCGGCGAGAAGCCACGAGAGCUCAUCACUACCCGACGCGAUUUACUUACUUGGACCUCGGAUAUCGAAUCAUAUUACCCAACCAAACAACUAAUUCGUUUUUUGGCCGAGUAUGCAUCGGAUGAAGACGAAAAGAAGCUGUUAAUGUAUCUAUGCAGUGCUAAUGGUCAAGACCUAUUCUGCAGUCUUCGAACUGGUCCGCAUAUGACCUUGGUUCAACUUCUCCACGCAUUCCCAUCGAGCAAGCCACCUCUUGAUCAACUUUUAGCCCACCUCGAAUAUAUCAAGGCAAGAUUUUACUCGCUAUCCAACGAUCCCGUUGAGUCUUGUGUUCCAAGAGCUGGAUGUGCACGUCUCAUUGAGAUUGCUGUUACAAUUCACCAGGAUAGUGAUUGGCGUGCGGGAACUAGGACUGGUCAUGGUAGUGGAUUUUUUGAACGACAAGCCAAGAGAUUCAUCGAGGCUCACGAAAAGGGCGAGAAGAUUGAUUUGAGAGUUCCUAUAUUCAAGGGUCUGAUGGCCAAUCCAUUAGCCAAAGAAUUCGUUCCCGAUGGACCUAUGCUCUUGAUUGGUGCAGGUGUUGGUAUCGCUCCUUUCCGAGGAUUUGUCCAACGACGAUUGAAGAUGGCCAACUGUGCCAACAAGGUAUGGGUUCUUCAAGGAGUUCGAGAUUCUCUACUGGAUGAAAUCUACUCUGGUGAAUGGGGUGUCCACGAGGAUGAAGUUAAGAGGGUCGUCGAGAGUCGCCAAGCUUCCGGCAAGGGAAAAUAUGUUCAAGACGAGGUUCGCGCACAAGCCGAUCUAGUCUGGUUUGUCAUCAACAGUCUCGACGGUCGAGUUUUUGUUUGCGGUAGCAGCCAAGGCAUGGGCGAAGGAGUCGAAAAUGCACUGAUCGAUGUCGCUGUACAAAAGGGUAACCUGGGUCGAGAAGAGGCUCAGAAAUUCUGGGAUAUCAAGAAGAAGGAUGGACAAUAUGUUGCAGAGACCUGGUAA